Orbicella faveolata is the source of this 1288-nucleotide messenger RNA. RefSeq names its product putative citrate synthase 1, mitochondrial. Lineage: Eukaryota; Metazoa; Cnidaria; Anthozoa; Scleractinia; Merulinidae. The record is from RefSeq and is a predicted model, not a curated record. Gene Ontology annotation, biological process: carbohydrate metabolic process; tricarboxylic acid cycle; citrate metabolic process. Gene Ontology annotation, cellular component: mitochondrial matrix.
GCAUGGUCGCUUGGACCAAGGAAAAGGGAUUAGACGAGGAAACAUAGUGGGUACUUUUUUAUCAAAAUGAAUGUUUUAAGAACUUGCAAACUGUUGUCCAGACUCGGACAGUCAACGCAAAUAGUCCAACAGGGGCUGAUUGGCAGUUUGAUAAGGCUUCAGUCAACACAGUCAGAAAGUUUGAGCUUAAAGGAGACAAUGUAUCGCGUGGUUCCAGAGAAACAGAAAGAAGUUGCAGAAUUCCGUAAAGAGUAUGGUGAUAAAUCUUUAGGAGAGUACACGGUUGACCAGGUAUAUUUCACACAUAGCGCAUAUUGUGUCACGAUUUCGACAAUUGCGUCACAUUUUCUCUGUGAUUUUUGUCACGUUGUUACCUUAAGGUUUAAGAUUUUAAUGGUAAAAUAUUUUUAUUUUCUGGCCAACUAUCGCCUGUAAGCUAUCGCAUCUUUUUUCCUUCAUUGUUUGACUGUCCUUGUGUACCGGUAACGUAAAUAAGCUUAUAUAGCGAAAUACAAUUGAUUGAAUUAAUAAUUAGCAAUCGUGUCAGACACGGAAGCGAGAGAAUAUUGUACAGUGUUUGAACCUUAAACAAUAACUCGCACAGAACCCCAAAAGCUUCAGCAAUGUUUCAAGAAUACAAUAAUUAUUGUUUUAAUUAGUGGCAAGCAUUAUUGUUAUCCUUUUAGAAUUUUAAGCUGAUACAGUCAACUCUCUGCUAAUGGACACUCUUGUAAGCGGACAGCUCUACUUACGGACACAGUUUACAAUUCCCCUUUUUACCUCCCAGUCAAACUCUUUACUUACACAUUUUCGUAAGUAGACACUCUCGUAAGCGGACAAAGACACUUUUGAAAAUGAAAAAUUGGAGUUUUCUUUCGUUUACGCUCUCUCAUAAGCGGACACCCCAUGUAUAAUAAUUGACACUUGGCAAUAAAAUUUGGCUUUACCGGUAAUUUGCAAUUAAUCAACAAAUAUACUGCAUGACCCCCACAAGAACUGUCCAUUUGUUUGAAAAAUCAAGGGGUCUGACGAGUAACAUUUGUGUCGUCACAUUUAUUUUAUGGCCACAUUCUGUUUUCAAUCACUGAGGGUACUGAGUGCUGUAUCCCAGAUAAUCAAGCUUGGACUUGGAUAAGCAAGCUCGAGCCAUGGUAACAAUAUAACUAGGGGUGUAACGAUUUAUAUUCCUUGCGAUUCGAUUCAAUUUUGAUUAUUACCUCUUGAUUUCGAUUAUUUCAAUUUGAUUAUGCAAAACAUUAAUUUUUUUUUAAUUCUUAUAACAUGAUAC